GCGGCACAUGAUGAACACCAUGAAGGCCAUCAAGAAUGCUCUGGUGUGUCUGGUGCUCCUGCCCCGCUUCCUCCUGGCUGCACUCGUGUUCUGGCUCCUCGACUUUUUGUGCAUCAGGAAGAGGUUUUUCCUCAGGAUGAAGGAGCGGGAGGAGGAGAGCGACGCCAUGGACCCUCCUCUGUGCAUAUCAGACUCCAACCGCUUCUUCACGUUGGAGUCCCUCAAGGCGGUGUGGCACGGCCACAAGCUGGACCUCCUCAAGGCGGCGCACCUCGGCCGCGGGGCGCCCAACACGGAGGUAGUCCGUCUGGAGGACGAGCGGCGCGGGCGCAUCCUGGACUACGCCCGGGAGAGCAGACCGCUCAUCCUCAACUUUGGCAGCUGCACUUGACCCCCCUUCAUGGCGCGCCUCAAGGCUUUCCAGGGACUGGUGCGGGAGAACGCGGACAUCGCCGACUCGAUGGUGGUGUACAUCGAGGAAGCGCACCCGUCGGACGGCUGGGUGAGCACCGAUGCGCCUUACCAGAUCCCCAAGCACCGCUGCCUAAAGGACCGGCUCAGCGCGGCGCAGCUGAUGCGCUUGGAGGCGCCCGGGUGUCUGGUGGUGGUCGACGGCAUGGAGAACCCCUGCAACGCCGCCUACGGGGCUUACUUCGACAGACUUUAUGUCCUGCAGGAGGGCAAAAUAGUUUACCAGGGGGGCAGGGGACCCGAGGGGUACCGGAUCUCGGAGCUCAGAGACUGGCUGGACCGCUACCGAGAGAGGCAAGCCAGUAGUCUAGUUAUUCAUGUGUAGAACCAUGUAGAGCUGCUAUUAGAAGACACCUACACAAAUGCUGCAUAUUUGGGGUAUUAUAACUCUACUUACUGUAGAUCCUACUUGUAUUUGAAUAUGAUGUGUCAGCCUUUUUUUUUUAUUAUACCUGCAAAAAAGGUUAGUUUGUGUACAUUGUCUUUAUCAUGUAAUGUUGGACAAGUGGACAUCACAUAGCUCCUCAUUAUUGUUGUGAAGUUCGGUUCUGAAACGGACCACGUCCGGAGAACCGGUACUGAUGUAAUGUGAUACUGAGGAUCAUCAAAUGCUGCGCUCUUGUCCAUGUCACUGCGCCCCACUCUUUGUUUUGGGACAUAUGGUGUGUAUACAAUAAAAUGUCAUCAUCUACCUCUACAAUGGCUCAUUUAUUUGUUUGUGUGCACCUGUUUUC
This is a messenger RNA of Dunckerocampus dactyliophorus (ringed pipefish), 1205 nucleotides long. It is a transcript of the gene dio3a, whose product is annotated as iodothyronine deiodinase 3a. The record is from RefSeq and is a predicted model, not a curated record. Lineage: Eukaryota; Metazoa; Chordata; Actinopteri; Syngnathiformes; Syngnathidae. The transcript has a single exon. Gene Ontology annotation, molecular function: thyroxine 5'-deiodinase activity.